AUGUGGCGGCCGCGCGGGGCGCUCCGGGCCUGGGCCUCGGCGGGGGCCCCGGGGGCGCGGGCCCGCAGCGCGGGCGCGGGCGCCGCCUACACGCAGGGCCAGCGCCCCUCGCCGCGCACGCGCGAGUACUUCUACUACGUGGACCACCAGGGCCAGCUUUUCCUGGAUGACGCCAAAAUGAAGAACUUCGUCACCUGCUUCAAAGACCCGCAGUUCCUGGUCGCCUUCUUCUCCCGCCUGAGGCCCAACCGCAGCGGGCGCUACGAGGCCGCCUUCCCCUUCCUCUCGCCCUGCGGCGCGGAGCGCAACUUCCUGCGCUGCGAGGACCGGCCCGUGGUCUUCACGCACCUGCUGCCCGCGGGCCCCGGGGCCCCGCGCCUCUCCUACUGCGGCGGCGGCGCGGCCCUGGCCGUGCCCUUCGAGCCCGCGCGCCUGCUGCCCCUGGCGGCCAGCGGGCGCCUGUACCACCCGGCGCCGGGGCGCGCGGGCGGCGUGGGCCUGGUGCGCUCCGCCCUGGCCCUCGAGCUCAGCGCCUGCUUCGAGUUCGCCCCCGGCGCGCCCGCGCUGCCCUCGCACGUGCGCUGGCGCGGCCGCCGCCUCGCGCUCACCAUGGACCUGGCCCCGCUGCUGCGCGCGGCCCCGCCGCCCUGA
Talpa occidentalis (Iberian mole) is the source of this 651-nucleotide messenger RNA. It is a transcript of the gene CUNH8orf82, whose product is annotated as chromosome unknown C8orf82 homolog. The coding region runs from base 1 to 651 and encodes 216 amino acids. Lineage: Eukaryota; Metazoa; Chordata; Mammalia; Eulipotyphla; Talpidae. The transcript is spliced from 3 exons. The record is from RefSeq and is a predicted model, not a curated record.